Messenger RNA from Pseudozyma flocculosa PF-1, 858 nucleotides. RefSeq lists its product as uncharacterized. Bases 1 to 858 code for a protein of 285 amino acids. The record is from RefSeq and is a predicted model, not a curated record. Lineage: Eukaryota; Fungi; Basidiomycota; Ustilaginomycetes; Ustilaginales; Ustilaginaceae. The transcript has a single exon.
AUGACGGCGAGCAUCGGCGUUCCGAUGGGCUCGGCGCCUACCUCUACGAUGGUCGCUUCGCUCAGAGUGUGGGCGCGAACAAGAAGCAAGAGUAUGCAGGCAUCAGUGUCCUCACAGCCAAGACCGACACCGCCAACAAGGCAUCGUCGGCGGCUGACCGCCUGCAUCUGCCUCACCUUAGCGCACGUGACUACGUGGACAUCCAGGACGUCGAUCCCAAGGCAAAGGCCCCCGAAAAGCAUCGAGCCUUUCGAAGGCAAGAUCGAGGACGACGCCCGGCGCUGGCUUCGCAGGUCCGAGGCCGUGCUCGAGAGCUACUGCAUCUCAAAGAAGCGCUGGCCCGUUAUCCUGGGCACGUCCUUCGAAAAAGGAGCCUCGUCCUGGUAUGACAACCUGGUCGUGGAGAGCAGCGGCCCUCUCGAUUGGAUCAAGUUCAAGAGCGAGUUCCUCGAGUACCCCUGCCUGACAGAGAAUUGGUUCGAAGUCCGUCGAAAGAUGGACGAGCUCGAGUUCACCGACAUGGACUCGUACCUGAGCAGCUUCCUUGCCCUCAAGGCACAGGCUGGGCGCGCGCAGUUUCACGAAACUGAGUUCAUGUACCAGUUCCAAAGGGAGCUGCCUCGUGAAGCUCAGUAUGAGGUUAUGAAAGACUCGCCCAAGACCUUCCAGGAACUCAUUCGCAGAGCCAGAACCUGGGAGCUGCACAACAGGUGGUACUUCACCGACACUCCCGUUUUCCUCAGUCGCAACAUUGACCGGGUCGCGGACGGCAACAGCACCUGCGACAAGAAGAAUCGUGCCGCCAAGUCACCUUCGGCCCGGAAGAAGGCAGGCAAGAAGGCCAAGCCUCGUACUUGA